Messenger RNA from Sinocyclocheilus anshuiensis, 761 nucleotides. RefSeq lists its product as uncharacterized. The coding region runs from base 123 to 761 and encodes 212 amino acids. NCBI's taxonomy places the organism in Eukaryota, Metazoa, Chordata, Actinopteri, Cypriniformes, Cyprinidae. Gene Ontology annotation, molecular function: DNA-binding transcription factor activity, RNA polymerase II-specific. Gene Ontology annotation, biological process: regulation of transcription by RNA polymerase II. The transcript has 4 exons. Gene Ontology annotation, cellular component: nucleus. The record is from RefSeq and is a predicted model, not a curated record.
UCACUUUAUAAACCAGGCUAUCAGAUACAGGCGAGAUUUUUGCAAACAACUAUUUCUGUUUGUGUAGUCCCCGUGUCAAGUAUAUACAAAGUCUUCCAUUCUUCUAUAGCGUCCGCGGCCAAAUGGACCCGUUAGACUUUAAAACGAAUAAAGAGUUGCUGUUUUUCUUCCACCGGAAAAAGACGGAGAUUUCGUGCAUAGAAGAACCGCACAGACUCCUCACUCAGCUGCGCGACCACGAUCUGGUGCCAGAGAAACUUUUUGAGAAUGUGAAAAACACGCGUACUCGUAAGCAGAAGGAGAAGGGCUUCUAUGAGGUUCUGGACUGGGUGGAGAAAAAUAGACCUCAGGACAUACAGCAGUUCUGGUGCUGUGUGUUUGAAGAUCAUAUCCUGCAGCAGUACCCAAAGCUACGCAAGCUCAGAAGCAGUCUGCUUGAUGGCACUGAGAAACUCUAUGAGAAACCUCCGGAUGUUGAGAUACAGACAGAGGAGGAGAAGAGUAAAGGAAAGGCAGAGAAAGGGAAGGAGAAGAGCUACAAAAGAAAGGGAAGUAAAGAUGACAAAAGUAGUGAGGAUAGUGAUGAUCCUGGUCCUUCCUCUACUUCCACACCCAAGCGGAGGAAACCAGCCAAAAAACCCUCAUCCUCAUCUCCUGUGAAGAAAGGUGACAAGCAGGAGAUUUGGAAGUGGCCUAUUUAUAAAAUUCAGCUGCCUGUAAGCUGUGGGGAUAAAGAAGGAACUCUCUAUCGGGAAAACUGA